GAGACAGAGAGAGAAGUCUACAGUCACAAAUCAGUGAGACAUCUUGUGAACGGGCGUCACAUACAGAGAGACAGAAGCCUACAGCUACAAGUCAGUGAGACAUCUUGUGAACGGGCGUCGCAUACAGAGAGAGACCGAAGCCUACAGCUACAAGCCAGUGAGACAUCCUGUGCACAAGCGUCACAUACAGAGAGAGACCGAAGCCUACAGCUACAAGCCAGUGAGACAUCCUGUGAGAGGCCGAGAACACUGGACAGACGCACUUGGCUUUACUAGAGAGGAUGUGGAAAGCUUCUGUAGGACACAAGGUGAAUGUAUCAGCCGAAGCAGCAGAUGACUGGGAAACAGAUCCUGAUUUUGUGGUAAGUUUUUAUAUUUAUAGAGAAGAAGCAGAGAACACAACCAUUGACAUUUUAUGCUCUCACAACAGUAGAGGAGAUUACCUAAGGACUGUACCGGGUGAAACAAGUGGCAAGGAAUAUGAAGCUAUGCAACUUAAACAAAUGAAAUGGGAACUGCAUGCCAACACGUUAGCAGAAUACUAUCGUGUCAAAAGAAUUCCCAGAGGGCUACGAAUGAAUACUCGCCCCACUCUAUUAAGCAACAAUAAAAUCUACUGCGAUAAGUUUGAGGCUAUUCUGAAUAAGUGUUCAUACGAUUUAAUCGUAUGGACUGUGGAAUGCUUACAGACGGAGAUGGAGUUGCAGGAGGUGAACAUAAAAAAAUGCAAGGAUGAUUUACAGACCUGUUUGUCCAAUGAUGAAUUUCAGGAGAUGGAGAAAAGGAUCGCUACUAUGAUUGCGGAGGAACAGAAAGCCAUAAAAGAAACAAAAAGGGCAAAGUUCAUCCGUGACGAAGAGGACUACCGCCUGGGUCGAGUAUACCGCUGGAUCGAGCAACAGCGAGUGCAGCAUCGGGUCCACCGGGGCAGCAAGAAACACCGCCGCUACAAGGGGAAACUCGAUCCGCAGAUCCAACCGGAAGAAAGCGCCAAAGAAAGUGCUCUUGGACAUGAGUAUAAGGCUGAACCUGAGAAACAUUCCUCACAAACUGAUGCGUCCAAGGGUUUUGGUGGUAAAUAUGGAGUGCAAAAGGACCGUACUGACAAGUCUGCAGUUGGAUUUGAGUAUAAAACUCAGUUACAGCAGCAUUCCUCCCAGCAAGAUCAUUCGCAAGGAUUUGGGGGUAAAUUUGGCGUACAAAAGGAUCGACAAGAUAAAUCUGCUCACAGCUGGAAUUAUAAGGAAGAAUUACAACCUCACCAAUCACAGACAGAUUAUUCUCAAGGAUUUGGAGGUAAAUUUGGUGUGCAGAAGGAUCGCCAAGAUAAAUCUGCUCACAGCUGGAAUCAUAAAGAGGAAAUUCAUCCUCAUCAAUCACAAACUGAUUGUGCCAAGGGGUUCGGAGGCCGCUAUGGAGUUCAGACUGACCGUGUUGACAAGUGUGCAUCUGGUUUUGGGGACAUAGAAUCGCCAACAUCAGCUUACCAGAAGACCCAACCAUUAGAAGCCUUGACCAGUGGGGCUCAAGACCUGAGAUCUCGCUUUGAGAAUAUUGCUCGAACAGCAGAGGUGGAAAAUAAGCUGAGAGCCGAGGAAGAGAGAGUGAGACGGCAGAAGAGAGAAAAACAAGAGCUGGACCAUCAACAUAAUAAUGUGCCUGUUGUGACGCCCAGCGAGUGUCCUGCUCCAGUCCCCAGGCCUCGUGUGUCUGUGUUUGCCGCGCAGGAACAUGCUGCCCCGCAGAUUACUUUAGAUCAAGAACAUGAAGCUCCACCUGUGGUACCCCCCAAAUGCUUUAUUGUUGAGGAGCAGUUUCAACCUCCCCCAUCUGAGAUCUUUACGGAUGAAGCAGAGUAUGAAGCCAUUCCAUCACCCAACAAUGAAAUAGAUGAAGAGUAUGAAGCUGUUCCAGAUCUUCCACCCAGAGCAGAAUUGGAAGAGAGUGAGACUUAUGAGAAGAUUUUGGAAGCUCCUGUGAGGGCUGAGGAUGUACUGUAUGAAGAGCUGCAGAAUAGUGAUGCUGAAGCGGUCAUGAAAGGGCCAUCUUUCCAAUCUGGUCAGGUGGGAGCUACAGGAAUUUCUGCCCUGGCAAUUUAUGAUUAUGAAGGAAGUGGGGACGAUGAGAUUUCCUUCCAGCCGGCGGACCUGAUCACAGACAUAGAGAUGGUGGAUGAGGGCUGGUGGAGUGGAACCUGUGGAGGGCGCCGUGGGCUGUUCCCUGCUAACUAUGUGCAGCUUGUACAAUAAUCAUGUAUCAUGUGUGCAACAAAGGAACACUGUCAGCUUCCUUACAGGCCGCAGCUUUUUUUCUAGGGACAUGACCCAGCAACUAUACACUCCCGCACUCUUUAUUAUAGGGAUUUGACCCAUCGACUAUACACUCCCGUAGCGACUAUACUGUUGGUAUAUACCAGGGUUAUAAUACAAUUUACUUAUUAUUAUUCUUACUAAAAUAACCUCCAACUAAAAUGUAUACAAAACAAUUGAAAUAAAUAUUUAUUCCUAAAUUCUUAGAUUAGUUAGCCUUAUAAACACAUUGAAUCAUAUUUAAGUAGAAACUAGAAUAGAUUAUGAAUCAACUAUACAUGCUUAUGCCGUUAUAAUAUUCUUUAUAAGGUAAACCAAAAAUAUAUCUUACUUACAAUGAAUCACAUUAAAAUAUCACUAUAAAGUACCAGAAUCUUUUUAAAUUAGCCAAUAACUCUAAUUCAUUGCCCAAUAUGGAUUACAAGCUUACUCUGCUUAAUUUACAACAAUCAGAGAUUUAAAUACAAUAACCAAUUUUGAAAUAUCUCACAAUAGCUCCAAAUAACUUAAUAAACACCAGAGAGAUUUACUUACAAUAAUAAGCCUGACUUAGAGAUAUGAAAUACAAAACACCUUUAUCUAGCAAAUAAGAUUACUUAGCAUCAAUAUGACUAGUUCUAAACUACACAGGAUUAUGAACAUGAACUUAAAAUACAAAGUGCCCUUUUAAACCACCAGCUUCAAUUAAACUAUAGCUAUAGAAUACCUUUGAUGUAAAUAUUAUAUAUACUUAACAAUUGCUUAUACUUUACCAGAUAACAAAAUGAAUGCUCAGCUUCUUCUGAUAAGUACAGUUCACUUCAUAAAUAAUAAAGGUAUUUGCAAUUUAGAGAAUAAAAGAUUUAGGCCCAAUGUUGCUUUCUGUAAACCAAGGCAGCAAGAUAAGUCAGAGAGUUUAAACUCAGCAGCAUGAUCCUUUUUUUCCUCUGUGCAAGCGACUAUAUCAUGUGAUAAGUCCCACAUUUUUAUACGCUCUUGAUAGGCCCUUAACGAAUCUUGUCUGUGAUAGGUCCUUCGAGCCAAACAUUUAAUUGUCUUAUUGGGAACAUAUGGUUAUUUGAUACUAUAAUUCCCUUUGGUUGUAAUUCUUGCAUAAACCACUAGAUGGUAGCAGACAAACAGAAAUGCAGUCUUACUAUCAAAUACUAUUAACAGUACAUACAGAUUCUUAUAUAUAUUCAAAUGUAUAUUUAGUAUAUUCACUAUUUCUUGAUUUUAGCAAAACCUGUCUGGUCACAUAUAUGUCCCAUCUAAUAUGAUUUAGCAUGUAUUUAUAGAUACUAAACAUAAGCAUAUCUCUAGUAAUUUUUUAAACUGCAUUUAAAAAUCACAUUUUCCAUGAAAGGAUUUAAAAGGAUCACAAUACCUUCAGCAUGGAUCUAGCUAAUAUCUCAGUUAUCAUCUUAAUAUCACAUACAUACCUUGAGAUUAGCAAUCAGUUGUAAUUUCUAAAAAAUUCUAUAUUUAUAUUGGAUUAUUUUCCCAUACCAAUAUCAAUAUUGCAUAUAUGUAUAUCUCUUGCUGAGUGUAUAAAAACAUAUGAUAAAAUUUACAGCAACAAUUAAAUAUGCACUUAUUAGAUGCCUUUACAGUUGCAUUUUUUAUGAGGGACUAGUAGUAUAAAUCAAUAAAAUAUAAAUGUUUAUCUGA
Bombina bombina (fire-bellied toad) is the source of this 3959-nucleotide messenger RNA. RefSeq names its product hematopoietic lineage cell-specific protein-like. Gene Ontology annotation, molecular function: actin filament binding. NCBI's taxonomy places the organism in Eukaryota, Metazoa, Chordata, Amphibia, Anura, Bombinatoridae. Gene Ontology annotation, cellular component: plasma membrane; site of polarized growth; actin filament. Gene Ontology annotation, biological process: regulation of actin filament polymerization. The record is from RefSeq and is a predicted model, not a curated record.